UGCGCCGAAGACAGGGCGCGACUUCGCCACCAAUCGCUACUCAAACCUGGUUUUGAUGCCAAUCAACGACCAGAUCAUUGAACUGCAGACCAUUAUCAGAGACAAAACGACAUCCAGAAGUGACUUCAUCUUCUAUGCGGACCGACUCAUCCGUUUGGUUGUGGAGGAAGGGCUGAAUCAGUUGCCAUCGAAGGCCAUCGACGUGCGGACGCCUACGGGUGCCAUAUAUCACGGUCUGGAGUACAUCAAGAAGAGUAUCUGCGGCGUCAGUAUUGUCCGCAGCGGCGAAGCCAUGGAAAAGGGUUUAAGAGAUUGUUGUCAAUCGAUACGAAUCGGCAAAAUACUGAUCCAAUCGGAUGAGUUCACUCACGAGGCGCGUGUCGUGUACGCCAACUUCCCCGAAGACCUACAGGAGCGCAAAGUGCUGCUCAUGUAUCCCAUUAUGAGCACCGGGAACACAGUGGUGAAAGCCGUCAAAGUGCUUAUGGAUCAGGGCGUCAAACCUAAGAGUAUUAUUCUGUUGAACCUCUUCUGCACACCUAAUGCGGUCGCAUCGGUGGCCAAAACUUUCCCAUUGAUGACGAUUUUGACGUCUGAAGUGAAUCCUGUGGCGCCCAACCAUUUCGGACAGAAAUACUUUGGCACUGAUUAGUGAUCAGUAAUUUAUGGCCAGAUUAUGGCUUAGGUUUUCGAGUUUUAUCAUAAUUUUUAUAUUUGUUUUCAAUGAAAAGUAUUAUAAUUAAAAUAUAUUUACAUUUUA
Messenger RNA from Oppiella nova, 760 nucleotides. The record is from the annotation of a GenBank genome assembly. NCBI's taxonomy places the organism in Eukaryota, Metazoa, Arthropoda, Arachnida, Sarcoptiformes, Oppiidae.